Bactrocera latifrons is the source of this 825-nucleotide messenger RNA. RefSeq lists its product as uncharacterized. The record is from RefSeq and is a predicted model, not a curated record. The coding region runs from base 147 to 698 and encodes 183 amino acids. The transcript has 2 exons. Lineage: Eukaryota; Metazoa; Arthropoda; Insecta; Diptera; Tephritidae.
UGUAAAAAUAAAAUGAAACAAACUACAUAUAUUUAAUGUCCGGAAUAAAACAUAUUGACAUUCAGCAACUAAUCCACCACAACGCUGCUGUAAUGCUCUUUCUGUAAACUAAAUGUGCAUAACUCAAAAUUGCUUACCCAUCGAAAAUGUGUUCUAAACGGUGCAAACAUUCCUUUAAAGAUCGAAUGCCCACUUGUGGCAUAGAGCGCAAAACACAUGAAUGUCCAAUACCAUUACCUGCGUGCAUAUUACAGAAAGAUGACGCUGUUGACUGCGAUAAGUGCAGGCCACCGAAUAGUGCACACGAGCAUAUAUGCUUGUGCAAACCAGAUCAGACGGGGUCUAAACUUUCAAGUCAACAUGAAUCAGAAUUUCAGUCGCCACAACAACAAAGUAGCGUAGAAUUUCAGCAAUCAACAGAAAAUACAAAUAAUGAGCCCCUUAACGGAACUAGCAGUCAUGAAAAUACAAACAAUCUGCAGCCUACUAUAAGUUAUAAGAAGCAAGAGAAGGUUUCUCCAACACAUAUAAGAUACAUGGACGAAUGGGAGGCAAUGGGCGUUAUGUUGGCAACAAAUGGUCGUGUUUGGGGUUUAGAAGAUAAGGGAUUUGCACGACAAUACAAGGCGGCAUUAAGCGCGGUAAAUACUAAAUUUGAAGAGGAAGCUGCCAAUAUGGCUGGACGUUCAACUUAUUAAUGCCCAUCAUAGUAAUAUAUUAUUGAAUUGAAUAAUUUACCUGACAAUGUAAACAUUAAUAUAGCCAAUAUUUAGUAAUCCUUUGGAAUCUACCAUUUAAAGUAUAAAAAAAUAUAAAAAUAGCAAA